AUGCACCAGUCACAGAAAUUGGGACUGCCCGCUGAGGUGCUUGGCCAGGAGAGCCAGCGGAUUCAUACCCUGGGAUGGUUUUCUGGAAAUUAUGAACACAGCUGGUGGAGCUGUUGCAGUCUGCAGGAGUUGCCUUUCGACCUGGUUUUCGAGGACUUGAGACCUCAGGUUCUCCAGACUUGUUUGGAUGUGCUCGGCCGCAGUUUCCUUCGAAGUUGGCCCGGUGGGCCACAGGAAAUGGAGGAUUCCUUGCGAAGAGGCGUUGAGGAAUCUGGAUCUGGUCCAGUUGCGCAUGGUCUUCGUCACAGCCAAGCACAGGAGCUUUCAGGCCGCUUGGCUCCUCUCGUGGUCACCCAGGUCUUGGUCAACAGGAUAGCGGCAAGCGCUGUUGCGAGGCCGCGUCCUCCUUUGAUUGGAGUUACGCGGAUUCCACCACCUCCACAGGGAAGCAGGGUUGCGUCGAAGAGGGGACCUACAUGUCUGUGA
This is a messenger RNA of Cladocopium goreaui, 486 nucleotides long. The record is from the annotation of a GenBank genome assembly. Lineage: Eukaryota; Dinophyceae; Suessiales; Symbiodiniaceae.